UUUGUCAUAAAUAAAAUGUCAUUUCUUUACAAAACAAAGUGUGUUGGUCUGCGUCCAGUCGAUAGUUAUUUAGAAUAUUAAAGGUAUAAAUAAGUUAAAAACGAAUCAUGGCGUCUGGAGAACAUCGGGAGAUCCUUCAGUACGUGCCAUUUGCAUCCUUCGUGCACCCUUCCUUCUGGCAUACACUGACAAAGAUGAAACUUGAGGUGGACAAACUUGAUGAAAACACAAAGCAAAUAAACGGUAGAUUUUCGUUUCGCGAUGAUGUUGGCGCUAUUUUUGAGGUAGACGGGACCUCAUUUAACAAAACUCCUAACAACAUCAAGUUCUAUCGGAACGUAACGGGCACAUUAAUGAACAAGAACACUAUAGAAAACUUUAAGAAGAUUGACAAAGCAGCCCUUUUGAACUCAGUUGGAGAAAGUAUUUGGGCUAAAAUUAAGAGUAAGAGUUGGGUCAAAAACCCAUCACAGUUACUCAAUUUUAUCGUGCUAUCAUAUGCUGACUUGAAGAAAUACCACUAUUUCUACUGGUUUGCCUUCCCUUGCCCGAGCCAACCAAUAUUCUACUUGAAAGAGAGUGUGCACAUCACAAGUGUAUUCAACUACCACCACAUCAAUGCUAUUACAGAAGGGUGGAGAGAACUUAAGAGGUCACAGAAGUCGUUCUUUGCGUUCAGAAUGCGUGGUGACGAAGCAAUUGUUAUGACGUUGGAAGAGUGCUUUAAGUCUGGGGAAAUUUAUCCUCCUGUAACAUAUUUUGUGUUUGAGGAUCCAAAUGUUGAUCACAGCCCUGGAUGGCCGUUGAGACUCUUCCUAGCAGCACUAUAUGAUCAUUUCCCGACUAUAGUCAAUUAUGAAUUGAAAGUGCUUGGGCUGCGAUGCAACAUGCACGAAAUAGUGAACAGCAGUCAGAUCUUCACGCUCAUAGUACCACCAGAUAUAAAAUCAGCUGAGUCUGCUGGUUGGGUUGGUUGGGAGAGGAAUGACAAGGGUAACUUCGGCCCUAAACUCGCGAACAUGUCUUCUUCUAUGGACCCUAAGAGGUUAGCAGAUACAUCGGCAGAUCUGAACAUAAAGCUGAUGAAGUGGCGUCUAGUGCCGGACAUCGAUGUAGACGUGAUGAAAAACACCAGGUGUCUAAUGCUGGGCGCUGGGACCCUCGGGUGUCAUGUGGCUCGAGAUUUAUUAGCUUGGGGCUUCCGUCACUUUACGUUCAUAGACAGCGGUAAGGUGUCGUUCUCAAACCCGACGCGGCAAGUCUUGUUUAACUUCCAGGACUGCCUCGCCGGCGGCACGCACAAGGCGAUCGCUGCGGCUGAAAACCUUCGGCUUAUACUGCCCACUGUUGUUACCAAAGGCAUCCCGGCCCACAUUCCAAUGCCGGGCCACCCAGUAGGAGAAUCACUGAAGAAAGAGACGUUAGCCCACAUCACAGUUAUCACUCAUGCUAUUGAGAGACAUGACGUCAUCUUCCUACUACUGGACACCAGGGAGGCGAGAUGGCUGCCUGCACUUCUUGGAGCUUACUAUGGGAAGAUAGUGAUAAACGCAGCCCUCGGCUUCGACAGUUACCUAGUGAUGAGGCACGGGCUCGGUUCAUUACCACAAGACACUUCGCAAGCCGCGCCGUUUCCACAAGACACAUCGCAAACCGCGCCAUUACUACAAGACACUUCGCAAGCCGCGCUGUUACCACAAGACACUUCGCAAGCCGCGCCGUUACCACAAGACACAUCACAAGCCCCGCCGUUACCACAAGACACUUCGCAAGCCGGGCCGUUACCACAAGACACAUCGCAAGCCCCGCCGUUACCACAAGACACUUCGCAAGCCGCGCCGUUACCACAAGACACUUUGCAAGCCGCGUCGUUACCACAAGACCCUUCGCAAGCCGCGCCGUUAACACAAGACCCUUCGCAAGCCGCGCCGUUACCACAAGACCCUUCGCAAGCCGCGCCGUUACCACAAAACCCUUCGCAAGCCGCGCCGUUACCACAAGAUACAUCGCAAGCCGCGCCGUUACCACAAGACACGUCGACAGCCGCGCCUCUAGUGGGCAACUCUGUACCGAGCAUCGUGCCCGGCUCACAGCUGGGGUGCUACUUUUGCAACGACGUCACUGCUCCCGGCAAUUCCCUGAAAGACCGCACGUUAGAUCAGCAGUGUACGGUUACCAGGCCUGGAGUAGCGGCCAUCGCGGGAGCUCUUGCAGUCGAGUUACUAGUCGGACUACUGCAACACCCGCUAAAAGCGGACGCCCCUGCGAUAUGCAAACUAGCAGACGACGACAGUGCUCAAGACACCGAAGGAGUCUUAGGCCCUAUCCCGCAUUCCAUCCGCGGCUUCCUACAUUCGUAUACAACUGUUUUACCGACGUGCACAAAGUUCAAACACUGCAUCGCGUGUUCUGAUAUAGUCCUACAGAAGUAUAAGGAAGAAGGAGUCGAAUUCCUACUGAAGGUGUUCAAUAGUGGAACCUAUCUGGAGGAGAUAACAGGGCUGGCUGAGCUGCAGUUGGCGGCUGAACUGACUGAUAUUGUAACACUGUCUGAUGAAGACGAAGAUGCCAACGCCGAUGAGAACACGUAAAUAAACAAUUUGAUUGAUACGCUGUAAAUCCAAUGCAACAUAUUACUAUCCAAUCAAAUAGUCCCGUGUCUCACAGAUAUAAUAAAUAAAUAUCAACUGAUUGUGUGACUACUUCACACUGAUUGUUAAUGUAGUAUAAUUGUGGUCAGUCAUUUGACACAAAUCUGCCAAAAAUCAAAAUUAAACUCUUUUUAUAACGUAAUCAGGGACUUUCCUAUCGACGUUCCCCAAACACACGAUAGAUGGCGUUGUUCACUUUUAACGUGAAAGUUACCUAUUUUUUAAUUGCUGUGGUACAUAAUCAUUCAAAAAUGCAAUGUAAUGGCAGAAGCAUAUAUAAAACUAAUUGUUACUUGAUAUUUGGAUCACAUUAUGUAUAGAAUGAUGUGGUUACCUAUAUUGCUUCUCUUUAUUUUGAUCAGAAUAAUAAUGGGUGUAAGUUGUAAUUGUACCUUGGUGUAAUAAAAAGGGUCAUCAUUUAUACCCAAAAACAAAGAUAAAAAUUGCGUAUUCUGUCUGUUAUCAAUGAAUUUAGAAGUCUAAACGAAGAAAACACUUAUCAACGCCAUCUGUCGUGUAUUUUGGGAACGCAGAUUGGAAAGUCCCCCAUUGAAUUUACAUUUUUGUAAUAAUUGGGUAGGUAUUUAAAAAUAUAAAAAAAAUACUUUAGUUAUUUUAAUGCAAUGGUUUAUUCAAGUAUUAAAAACUUAACUAAGCAGGUACAUAAAUCUAUAACAGUGAUUUGAGUUUACAUUUUUAAAAUUAAUUACAAACUAAAAUUCGACAGACUUUUACAUUUUUGUAAUAAUUGGGUAGGUAGGUAUUUAAAAAUAUAAAGAAAAUACUUUAGUUAUUUUAAUGCAAUGGUUUAUUCAAGUAUUAAAAACUUAACUAAGUAGGUACAUAAAUCUAUAACAGUGAUUUGAGUUUACAUUUUAAAAAUUAAUUACAAACUAAAAUUCGACAGAGUUUAUUCUAUAAAAUCAUAUUAACCAGAUAAAAAAUAUUUAUUGCUUUACGUUUACGCUUUACAACUCAUUACAACAAAAGAUGCAUUUAUGUUUCUUGUCUUCGAAAUUUGAAGUUUAAACUAAGAAAAAACUUAACGCCAUCUAUCGUGUUUUUGGGGAACGCCGUUUGGAAAUUCCCUCGUUAUCAAGGAUAAACUUGUAGAAAGUUGAUUUUACAUCAUUUGUUACUUUUCUAAACUUGAUCUUUGACAAGGUAAUCUUUAAUAACACAUAAGUAAUAGCGUUUCAAGUGCCAUGAUCACAGGAUGGGGUCAUUCCGUGAUUAUGUGUUUUAGUUAUGAUGAUAGCCGCGUAAACCUCAAACAAUAUCUUCUUCUUUGCGAGUCGAUGGCGAUUACAUUAAAAAAAUAAUUUAAUAUUGAUUUUUGAGAGAUCUCAGUUGUCGAUUUACAGAAUAGGCCUGCUGGUUGCAAUAUGGCAAUGUCCUAAUUGUCUUUGCAACCAGGUCAGACCAAAAAGGCAACAAUAUAGAAAAGGCAUAAUUGUCAAUUCACUGCACUGACCAUGAUUUUUUUUAUUAAAUUUGCCCCGAGACGGAUCAGGCAAAAAAACAUAGCCAUACAGCCUGGUCAGAAAUUUUACUUCAUGUAAUUUCCUGAAGGCCUAAGCCAUUUCUUAUCUUCUAGUCUUUGUCUUCAAGGCCGAAGCUGACCAUAAUUAUUUCGGCUAGUCAAGAAAGCUUGCUGUCGGAUGUUCAUAGGACUGUCAAUUUCUUAUCAAGAACGGUUAGACUAGUAUAAUUUCUUUACUAUAAGUUUUUUAUCAUGUGGGACAGAAUAAAUAUAUUAUAUACGAAAGGACUGUACCGCCGAGAAAAAUCGUUAGUGUGAAGGCGUCCUUACAACAAGUUUAUUAUGUUCAUUUCCUUGUUAAUUACUCGUCGCAUUUUAAUUCAGAUUAUAUUUUAUUAGCCUUAUUUAAUCUUUAGUGAAGCCACAAAACCUUUUUUAAGACUUGUUAAUAAUAUUAAUAUAGGCAGGUGUAGACGCAGCAUUAUACAAUGUAAUAACAAUUUAAUGUCAGAAAUAUAAUAUAAACUGCAGCUAUUUAUACUUGUAUGUGAUAAUAUAUUAUAAUGAGUGUGCUAAUUAAAACUUUAGUAGUUAUUAUAUAUAUAGGGUAUUAAUGACAUCGUAACAAAUACUGAGGGGGAUGAUUCAGAUCAGUGGCAGAUGUACAAAUUUGCCGCCAGUAAACUCUGAAAUUCGAUAGCAAGUUUAGUUCACCAUCUUAUUAAUUACAUUUAUUCUGUCAAUGAAAAUGCAACUUCAUGAUUUGUGUUGUAUAGUCGUCAUUACAUCGGCUUUUUCCCGUUAUUAGUAUGAUUGUGAACUAGGGGAUAGUUGUGUCUGUUUCUAGAUUAUUUUUACAGCCGACGAUUUAGUGAAGUGUUAGUGUGUGUGUGUGUGUGUUUAGUGUAGUCGUUACAUGAGCCAUGUCACGGGCCUUUGGCGGCUCAAUAAUAACCCUGACACCAGGGUGAUGAGGUUGGUAAUUCACCUCACAACCAGGGAUGUUAUGGAUGUGAAAUUUCGGAUACGUAUUGGAUACGGAUAUAAGAAUGAUUAUUAUACCGGAUACGGUUACAGGUACGGAUAAUAAAUUAUUUCGGAUUAUCCGUUGUUUCGGAUAAUUUCCAUUACGGAUAUUAUUUUUUAAGGAAUUUCAAAAGUAAAAUAGAAAUAGGUACCUAAUAAAGUGGUUUUAUUUAUAACGACAAGUUAUAUAAUAUAUGUUAUGAGGACAAAGGAAGACAAAACAAACAAUGCGCGCAGCUUGUGUGUCGUCAUAACAUGUCUCAAUUGGGCUCCGCCCCUAUCCGAUAUUAUCCGAAACUUUUAUUUCGGAUUCGGUUACGGUUACGGAUGUUUUUUUAUAUCGGAUGUCCGAUAGUUUCGGUUUCGGAGCUCCCUAACAUCCCUGCUCACAACCCACACGUUAGAAGAAGAGUGAAGUGUAUAUUGUUGAGCUAAAAACAGCAGCAUAUGAGGUAAGGUAACGUUCGCCGCGGCCAUGAGCGAGCUCCUCGCUGUCGGCUCGCUGGUUGGAUCCACACUGGAGGUUGCUGGAGCAGCUCUUGUGUUUCGCAGUUCGCCCAUCUUCACUGGGGAAGAAGGGCUGUUUGCCGGGUGGUCUCCCCCGCAGUUGCAACACGUGGCCGGUACCUCCCGGGGGCGCGGGCAGUCCUUCGCUGCGUGGCUUUCGCCACAGCGAACGCAGGCCGCCGGGCGGUGGCAGUUGUGGCUGUUGUGCCGAAACUGCUGGCAGCGGUGGCAUUGAGGAGCUCCUUUGCGUCCCCUCCAUGCUUCGAUUUUGACACCUGCAGAGGAGGCAUGCAGAGGAGCUCGGUGGUGUUAUAUAUUGCCUGGAAGCCCAGGGUCCGCCGGAUCUCCACAAAGAAGACGCAGCCCACUCUGCCCUGGAUGGGACGGAUGUACUGGGGGUCGAAGCCGCGGUUACGCAGCUCCUCCUCCAGUUCGGCGACGUUGGUAUCCGCCUUUGAUGGCCAGCUUCAAGGCGCGUUCCGCCGGGGGGGCGUAGGCGAACCAGGAGAGUUCCGUCGCUUUUUCCAAGCCGGCAAGGUAGCGCUGGUAAAGCCGGCACUCUUCGUUUGUCUUCGCCAUAAAGCGUACGGCCUUCCCAUACGGGCGCGCGUUGGGGACAUGGCCGGGCACCUCCCGCAAUUUGCGGCAGUGGUGCUGCCAUUCGGGCAGUUGAUCCACCACAAUGGGCGGUAUAUUCUUGCUCGCCGGGGCGAGCGGCGGCUGGGGUCGGACGGGCUUCGGCGAUGGUGUGGGCGUCGUCCGGGGGGACUGACGCGGAGGCGCAUGCGGCGGCGAGUCGGGAUCGUAUUCAACACUACCGCGUAUGAUCGCGGCGGUGUUGUCUCCAUGUCCAACAGGGGCAUGGAGAGAGGCGAGAACGGGUUCGUGCUGCUUAACACCGCCGACGGGGUGUAGUCUCCAUGUCCAGUGAGGGCAUGGAGAGUGCGGUUGGCGGCGUGAUCUUCGCGCCGGGUUGCGUUGGUGGCCGCUCUGGCGGCGUCGUAGCCCUCUUUUCUGCGGCUCCUGUUCCCAAAAGUCGGGGCCGUGCUUGCCCUGUUAUGGCCUGGGCGCGAUGUUCCUGUCCUCUUGUGCGAAGCCCAGCGGUCCGCCUGGCAGAGCACACGCUAUCACUCCCUCCCCGGUGAGACCCGCUGGUGGGAGGCCGGGGGUGGGUAGGAAUGAUAGUGGUGGUACCGUUUGGAUCCGCGGAGAAUCAGGAGGGUAUUUUUAGACAAAAAUGUAAAUUUCCUGUAAAAUCAUGAAAAAGCGAUAAGCUUCUGUACACAUUUCAGCAGCCGCAGUUGCCACUAAAUUCGAAGGAUGGGCAGAACAAGCCACGUAAAAUACAAAAAGUGCUUGGUUUCGAAUUUUUGCCUGCAAGCCAUUGUGCAUGCCAGACAUGUUCGCGACAUUAUCAUAUGACUGUCCACGACAGUCUUCAAUAUUUAUUUUAUGCCCAAUGUUUCGAUUUCCGAAAUGGUGACAGAAAACAUUUCUGCCGCUUUAUGUCCCACUGACGGCAAAAACUUGAGAAAUCUUUCACACGGUUCGCCUGAUUCUAAAACGUAUCUAAUGACAACGGUAAGCUGAUCUACGUGUGCUAUACUGUUGAAUUGACGAUUAGAGAAAAAUAUUUCGCCCUUCUAAUCUCGUCUCCAAUCUGUUUUAAGACUUUAUGACCCAUCAAAAGAAUAAACUCGUGGCAAACGGUCUUUGAUAAGUAAUUGGUUCUGCCUGAUCCUUGAUUCCCGAAUCAUUCAAUGUGACUGGCUAAAAAAGAAUCGAAUUCCGCGAACAGUUUCAAAAUCAUACAAUAAUUCCCGUUAUGUGGAUCACCAAAUUUUUCUUUUUCCCUCUGAACGCCUCUUGAACACAGUACGCAAAAACAUACCUACGUAGGUACCUAGUAGAAAAUAAAUAUUUGAACGUUUAGUACAUAGUAAGUAGUAGGACGUAAGAAUACUGUGCAUUACUAAAAUAUUAAAAUUUUGUCACUUGUUUCUUUGUGUACAUAAUAAUGAUUUUUUUUUAUUUCUCUAAAACAAAAACAUUUUGGGGCCAAAUUUGCCGCCCCCUAAAAGUUGCCUCCCUAGGCCCCAGCCUGCUGGUAAAUCCGCCACUGAUUCAGACCAUGGUUCCGAGUUAAUAUUAAGUGGAAUUUUCCGUUGCAAAAUUCAUGAUUUUUUAAUAUUCUUUUGCGAUGGAAAAUUCCACUUGACAUUAACUCAAAAUAAUGAGCUGAAACACCCCCCUCAGUAUUCGUUACCAUGUCACUUACACCCUGUAUAUUUAAGAAUGACGAUGUAUAGGUAGUUAAUUUUUUUAUCUGUGUCGAAUAAUUUAUAAUAAUCUCUAUAUAUUGUUCUCUACAUGAUGUCGUCAAACGAUAAAAUGUAUGUCUAUAAAUGAAAUAAAAGUACAGUGAAAAUUAU
This is a messenger RNA of Pectinophora gossypiella (pink bollworm), 8099 nucleotides long. RefSeq names its product ubiquitin-like modifier-activating enzyme ATG7 (gene Atg7). Gene Ontology annotation, cellular component: phagophore assembly site; cytoplasm. NCBI's taxonomy places the organism in Eukaryota, Metazoa, Arthropoda, Insecta, Lepidoptera, Gelechiidae. The record is from RefSeq and is a predicted model, not a curated record. The transcript has 11 exons. Bases 108 to 2591 code for a protein of 827 amino acids. Gene Ontology annotation, biological process: protein modification by small protein conjugation; autophagosome assembly; piecemeal microautophagy of the nucleus. Gene Ontology annotation, molecular function: Atg12 activating enzyme activity; Atg8 activating enzyme activity.